Mycena indigotica is the source of this 1647-nucleotide messenger RNA. RefSeq lists its product as uncharacterized. The transcript has a single exon. The record is from RefSeq and is a predicted model, not a curated record. Bases 1 to 1647 code for a protein of 548 amino acids. Lineage: Eukaryota; Fungi; Basidiomycota; Agaricomycetes; Agaricales; Mycenaceae.
AUGUUCUCUGACGUCUUCGACUCCCACCUUUUCCCGCCUCCAUGGGUCCUCGACGAACAUGUUGUCUGUCGCUUGGUAGGCAGCAACGACGCGCCAACCGACGAGGAGGCUGCAGCCAUGCAGCAUAGCAUUGCCACUCUUCAAGCCCAACUAGACCUCCCCAGUGGUCUCCUUGACCACACAGGGACGCGUUUUAUUGAUUCGGCCGAGAUCCAGACGCUCAUCGACCGCCGUCGCAUCGCUAAUGCCCCCUUCCGAAAACUCCCCACCGAACUCAUCUGCACUAUCCUCCUUCUGGUCUAUAAUGACCACGACUUUGGCACACGCCGACCCCACCCGCUGUGGCACCUCUCGCAUAUCUCGCGGUUCUGGCGCGCCGCCGCUGUUGGUUGUGCCCAACUCUGGACAAACAUGGCUGUGGAGAUUGUGGAUCCUUCUCCGGAGGCAAUGGCGGUCAGAUACCCGCUAGAAAAGCUGGCAAUGCUGUAUGAAAGGGCCGCAAGUCUGCAAAUCAGCGUGUCUUUGACGCUGUGGUCGUCGUCGGAGUAUCUUGAGGCAACCUGGCUUCCUGUUUUUCUCGCCGGCUCUCAUCGCUGGGGCACUCUAUACAUACGCUGCAGUGCUGCUCGAUUUGCCUUGUUCGCGACACUAAAUGCAGCCGGUCGACUGCCGCUGCUUGAAGCAGUUUCACUGCAUUCGCUGGAAAGCAAUAAAGCCCCAUGUGGAGUCACGGAGCUCUUCGCCAAUGCCCCACGACUGAGCAAUAUCGAUCUGACAGAUGCUUCUAGCCAAGUCCCAUCCCCCAUCCUCACACUACCAUGGAACAGCAUGGCCUCUUACCGUGCUACCUACGAUCUCAGACUGCAUCUGGAACUACUUCAUCGUUGCCAAAACAUAAAAUCUGCCGUUCUUGGCUUCUUACCACCCCUUGCAGUUACCCAUUCGCUUCCUCCGGCUUACCAAAGCCUGUCUUCACGCGGAACUACCGUCAUGGCGCGCCGACUCCAGGCUCUUACGCUGUACACACCCAGCCGGGGCAUCUUUCGCUCCCUUGAUGCCCCCAAUCUGCAAACGCUGUUUCUCUGUUGGGAAGUCAUCGGCGGGCCUCUGUUGUCCUUUCUCCAACGCGUCCCGCCAAAUCACUUUAGCGCGAACGGCAAUAUAUUGACAACACUCGUCUGGGACAGAGUCCGCCUUUUAGAGGUUAAUGGAGCUUCAGCAUGGGCGGCUUUUCCUUCGAUAUCAGUUCUCCGCGCGCUGCCUUCCCUACGCCGACUCCUCAUCCGAGUGCCGCAAGCCCACCAGCCGCUGGAGCCCUCGAGAGUGCAGCGGCAGUUGUUCCUUGUCACCCUAGCCCAAACACGCGAAACGUGCCCGAUGCUGUCGGUGCUCGAAAUCGAGGACGCCUUUCUGGCGUGCGAGGCAGAGGAGAAAUACCAUGUGCAGCUGAUCCAUGCUGUGUGUCUCCGCGCGGGAGACUUUUUCCGCGUGUUUCGGUGGGCGUUUGGCUGUCGUUGGCGCGCGGGGGCGGAGGCGAGGCGCCAUGCUGUCGGCUUGGUGACCGCUUUAAAGGCGCAGGGCCAAGUAGCAAGUGGAUUCGAGAUAGAGGUGCUCGAUUAUUUGGAUAUGACUGGUCUGAAAUCUUGA